CUUUCUUCUUCUCGCUCUGCGGUCCAUAACAUUUUUAUUUUUGUUUUCUCCUCUUUUUCUUUUCUUGUUCUUCUUCUUCUCUGUUCUCUCCGAUCCAAAACACAGCGUCCCUUUCGGAUUUUCAUGUUUUUCGAUUCGUAGAUCGGACUGAUAUGAUUUCUUCGGCAAAGUUCUAGCUCAUGUUACGGGCUACGUUCUAGUAUUUUUUUUGUAAUUUUUUUUUUCUUUUGCUUGACUACAGGAUGAGUUAAGAGCGUUCGAAGUUCACUCACCGUUCUCGGACGAUUCUCGGAUCUCCGACUUCGGGUUGAGAUCUCGGCCAAACUUCUUCACAGAUCUUGCGUAGAGUUGUUCGUGAAUAUAUUAAGAGUUCAGAUCUUAAUUCACAAAGGAAAACUGUAGAUCUGAGAAAACGUUCAAGAUCUUACUCGGGGGUUUUUCCGAUUUCUUGAUGGAAAAUGGGAAUCCGGCCACCCACAUUCUCUUUUUCCUUCCAAGAAAGUCUCCCUGCACAUGGUCUUGACCGGAAUGGACUCCAACGGACUCUUGGGGUUUCAUUUGGACCCCUAAGUGGUAGGAGGGGCAAACUUACCUAUUUGCCCCUCUCUCAACUUUUCAUCCGGCGAAAGUGGGGCGUUGACAACGCCAGCGGCGUUCGGCGAAGAGAGAGGGAGGGAAAUCAAUCCGGCUACUGAUGGAAGUUUUUCUAAGUUCUCUCUGCCAGAUGAACACAGCUCUCCACAAUGGUAUGGAAUCUGUUGCCGAAGAUGAUUCUAUGGGCGACUCAGCAGUGCCGAUGUUUGUUCAACCUACAGAAGCAAUGUUGGACGAAAUUGACAUAAUGGAGAAGUUGGAAAUUAAGGAUAUAGAUGAAGAGCAGGUCAUUGAUAUUAACAGCCUUGAUAAGAAGGAUCCACUUUGUGUUGUGGAGUACAUCAAUGACUUGUAUACAUACUAUAGGGCAGCGGAGGUUUCUGUCUGUGUUCCACCAAAUUACAUGGCCCAGCAAGCACAUAUUAGCGACAGGAUGAGAGGGUUUCUCAUUGACGGGCUAAUAAUUGAGUUUAUGAAGGGACUACCAAAGCAGAACAUAAUAAUUACUUCAAAGGUACACUACAGAUUUAAGCUUAUGGAAGAGACUGUACCUAACAGUCAACCUCAUCGAUAGAUUCUUAGCAGUAUAUUCAGUGGCGAAGAAGAAUCUCCAGCUAGUUGGAGUGACAGCCAUGUUUAUAGCCAGCAAGUAUGAAGAGGUUUGUUUUUUUGUUAUGGACGAUUUUAUUCAGAUAUCUGAGAAGGUCUUCGGAGUAAAAGAAAUUCUAAACAUGGUUAUGUUUUUGUAUUGAAAGAGCAACACUUGCAAAACUAGAAACUUAGACUCUUACAAGUGUAGGAUCAUGUGGGAUCUCACAAUCCUCCACCCGAGUGUCCUUAUAGGCACACCACCUAGUGUAUGGCUUUGAUACCAUUUGUAAUAGCCCAAAAACACUUCUAGCAGAUAUUGUCUGUUUCGUCCCGUUACUUACCGUUAUCAGCUUCUUGAUUUUUAAAUGUGUCUGU
Cucurbita pepo subsp. pepo (vegetable marrow) is the source of this 1560-nucleotide messenger RNA. Its product is annotated as cyclin-B2-4. The record is from RefSeq and is a predicted model, not a curated record. NCBI's taxonomy places the organism in Eukaryota, Viridiplantae, Streptophyta, Magnoliopsida, Cucurbitales, Cucurbitaceae.